Folsomia candida is the source of this 3085-nucleotide messenger RNA. Its product is annotated as protein argonaute-2. Lineage: Eukaryota; Metazoa; Arthropoda; Collembola; Entomobryomorpha; Isotomidae. Bases 212 to 2944 code for a protein of 910 amino acids. The record is from RefSeq and is a predicted model, not a curated record. Gene Ontology annotation, molecular function: RNA binding; protein binding. The transcript is spliced from 18 exons.
GCCAUUUCGCAAGCAACCACGUUUUCCAGUCUCCUCAGUUUCUUCUUAGUUUUUGCUUAAAAUUUUGAUUCAAAACGAAAACUUUUGAUUUGUCAAAGUCCAAUUUAGUUUUCUUUCAAUCGGUCGAUCAAAUUUAGUUUAUUCAAUUUCAUUUUUUUCAAAGAAAAGUUGCCCAAAAAAAGGUAGAAAGUUUCCUCUCUUGCUGGAAGAGAUGGCCGACCGGAAAGUAGAAGUUUUUACGUCCCCACGUCCCCUGCGGGUGAAGGGUGAGGCACCCUUGAAUGGGAAGGACAUCUCGGUAAAAGUGAACCACUAUAAGGUCAAACAGACGAACGCCUUCCCCAAGGUGAUCUACCAUUACGACGUGGUUAUUCUAGACGUCGACGCCGCUGCUCGAAAUUCUGCGGCUGCCAAUGCUGGAAAAAAGAGGGUGGAGGCUCGGAAAGAGGGCGCCGGCGAAGUGGCCGAACUUCCAGCCAGGAUUUUGCCCCUGAUUUGGAAAGAAUUCGCGAAGCAGAACAAGGCCGCGCUGAAUUGGACGGUGCCCUUCGAUGGGAGAAAAAAUGUGUACACGGCAGGGCGGCUGGAUUUUCCGAACGGGGAUGCGUACUCCGUUACGAUGGAUAUGGAUGACCCGGACGACCCAGAUAAGAAGAGGAGGUUCAAAGUUGAGAUGAAAUUGGUCGCCCAAGUCUUGACCAGCUCGAUCCUCGAGUUUCUCCGAUCCGGGAUGGAAAAGGGGAAGCCUGUCGAGCAGCCGCAGGACGUCAUUCAAGGUUUCGACGUGGCUCUUCAUCACGCCCCCGCGAUGCGCUACAUUUCCUGCAAUCGGAGUUUUUUCAAUCAAUUCCCCGAAAAUCGAACUUCUUUGGAUUUGAUGCUCGAACUACUGCACGGGCAUUAUCAAUCCCUCUGUCUGGGGGAGGGGAAUAACGUCACGCUCAAUAUUGAUUUGGCCACGAAGGCCUUCUACAAGCAAACGCCGCUGCACGUUUUUAUCCGUAGUGCCUGCAACUUGGACGCCAAGGAUUUGUUGGACAGCAACUUGUGGAAAGAGCAGGACAUCCGCAUGGCUUCCGAGGCAUUGAAAGGAAAAUUGAUCAAGUAUGGAACUGGACCAUGCGACGCGAGAGGUGUGUACGAGAAGUAUCACCAAUUUACCGCGAAUGCCUUGAUCAACCAGUCCGCUGAGGAGUACACCUUCGACAUCACGAACGAAAAGGGGGCGAAAAGGACGAUCAACAUUGUCCAGUACAUGCAAGAAUUUAAGAAUACCAAGAUUCGAAACCCACAAUGGCCCGUGGUUCACAUUGGGAACCGAAAUAUGACCAAUUUUGUCCCUCUCGAGUUGUGCACCAUUAUUACGCAACCCUACAGGGGGAAAAUGGAACCAGUACUGACGAGCAAAAUGAUCAAGGGGGCAGCAAUGGGGCCGGAGGAACGAUUCAAAAAGAUUGAAGAAUCGAGAAAGGGAAGCAAAUUUGGAGAGUGUGAAGUCCUAAAUGAAUUUGGAAUUCAUAUCUUAGAGAAUCCCAUCGUGAUCGAGAAAGCUUCCGUCAUCGCCCCACCCGUCGUGAAAACCUUGGACUCCAGAGGGGCUAAAACAAUUGCCAAAGUCGACGAUAAAGAGGGUAAAUGGAACUUCAAGGAUAAAAAUAGCAGGGAAGCGUCCAAGAGAUUCAGCGACGGUGCCACCCUCCCAAAGUGGAUGAUUUUUGAUUGUGAUGGAAUUACGAAGAGGCAGGCAGGAGUUGCUGACAAUUUUAUCGCGAAACUGACCGAAGUCGGGGAGAGCCUUGGGAUGAGAGGGUUCCGUGUACCAAAGACGUUUGUAAAAUGUUACUCAGACGCCAGCUUCCACCCCGAAAAGAAGGAAGGAUGGGACAACAAAUUGAAACGGAUCAGUGCUGCCUUCCAGCAAAUGAAGGCUAAACACUUCGAUUUGAUUAUUGUUAUCUUGUCGACAGAUGGGAAAGACUAUGCCCACAUCAAGUCUGAAGCGGAAGUUGUGUACGGAAUUUUGACGGCUUGCAUCAAGCAACACAACGUGGCGAAAUUGGAUAAUCAGAAAAUUGGAAAUUUCCUCCUCAAGUUGAACGCCAAGCUUCGCGGGACGAAUUUUUCCAUCCAGGAAUUGUCCGACCUGUACUUGAAGGAAAGGACGAUGAUCCUCGGAGCGGAUGUGACGCAUCCCAGCCCAAAUUCUGUGGCCCCGAGCAUUGCUGCCGUCACUGCGUCUUUCAACAUGUCUUGCAUGGGAUAUUCGAUGCACAUUCAGCCCCAAAGGAGUCGCCAAGAACUCAUCGAGAACAUGGGCGAAAUUGUGAGCGGACAGUUAGCCAAGUUUUUCGAAACCAACAAGGCGUACCCGAAAAGGAUCUUGAUGUUUCGUGACGGCGUGUCAGAAGGAUACUUUACCAAGGUCAAAGAAGUGGAAUACGAGCAAAUGAAGGAUAUCUGUGAAUCGAUUACGGAUAGCUUGGGAAUCCCAAAGAUCAAAAUUACCUUCGUGAUUGUCAAGAAGCGUCAUCACACCCGUUUUCAACCUAUGGGUGCAAAAGACGGAGUCGGGAAAUUCCAGAACAUUCCGCCCGGGACGGUCGUCGAUACCAAGAUUGUGCACCCGUCCGAGAGAGAAUUUUUUUUGAAUAGUCACGUCGGCAUUCAGGGGACCUCGAAGCCCACUCGGUAUCAUGUCAUUCAUGACGACACGAACUUUACGAUGGGCGAUUUGCAGAAGAUUACGUACUAUCUGUGCUACGGAUUCGUUCGAUGCACCCAGCCCGUCUCAUAUCCAGCGGCCACGUACUACGCUCAUCUGGCUGCUUAUCGGGCCCGUCAUCUCAUCGAGAAGGAAGGGGAAAAUGCGGACUUGAAAGACCUCGAGAGGAAGCUGACCAUCCAUCCCGACUUGGCCAAGCGAUAUCCUAUGUUCUUCGUUUAAAUCAAUCUCCUCAAUCAAUUUCAUGCUCAUAAUAUGAUUACAUCAUAUUCAAAUCUUUAUUUAUUUAGACAACUCUUAUUUGUUACAGACUUGUUAAGUUUGAUUGAUUAAUAAAAUAUUUGGGAUUGAUUUUCUAAUCUA